Molecule: messenger RNA, 1388 nt
Organism: Microplitis demolitor
Lineage: Eukaryota; Metazoa; Arthropoda; Insecta; Hymenoptera; Braconidae
Exons: 2
Coding region: 47-856 (269 amino acids)
Biological process (GO): DNA replication
Molecular function (GO): DNA binding; DNA-directed DNA polymerase activity; nucleotide binding
Source: RefSeq, a predicted model, not a curated record
AGACCCUUUACAUUAUUAUACUGCUCCGGGACUUGCUUUUGAUGCUAUGUUAAAACAUACAGGCGUUGAGUUUGAAUUAUUAGACGAUCCAGAAAUGAUUCUGUUUAUAGAAAAACGUAUCAGAGGUGGUGUAUCGCAGUGUGUAUAUCGUUAUGCUCGAGCUAACAAUCGUUUUAUGGGAAAUGAUUUUAAUCCAAAUUUAGAUGAAUCGUACUUGAUGUAUUUCGAUGUAAACAAUCUGUACGGGGCUGCAAUGUGUUUGUCUUUACCGCAAGGAUCAUUUGAAUGGGUAGAAAAUUUCGAAUGCACACAAAACAAUAUUGAAACUCUUUUUGAUUGUAGUGAAAAUGAAGGAUUUAUUUUAGAGGUGGAUUUGAAUUAUCCAAUAGAAUUACAUGAUCUUCAUAAAGUCUUGCCAUUGUGUCCCGAACAUUUUGUACCUCCUGACAGUAAACAGUCAAAAUUAGCGACAACUUUAUAUCCAAAAGAAAAAUAUACAAUUCAUUUUAAAAACUUACAGCAAUGUCUCGAGCUAGGUAUGGAGCUUGUAAAAGUUCAUCGAGUUUUAAAAUUUAAACAAUCAGCAUGGUUGAAACCUUACAUUGACAAAAAUACUAACUGUAGAAAAAAUGCCAGAAAUGAAUUUGAGAAAAAUUUUUAUAAAUUGAUGAAUAACGCGGUUUUCGGAAAGACAAUGGAAAAUGUUAGAAAGCACACGGACGUUAGAUUAGUUAAUUUAUGGGCCGUAUUCUCGAUUUAUCAAAGACUUUCAUUUAUGAUUUCCAUUAUAAUUGUGUUAAAAAUAUUUUCGAAAAUGAUAAAUCAAAAUUAUUGUAUACUGACACCGAUAGUUUAAUUUAUGAAUUUAAGGUUCCAAAUAUUUAUGAUAUCAUUAAACGUGAUAUCCAUAAAUUCGAUACUUCUGAUUACCCAGAGAAUAAUGUUUACGGUAUUCCUUUGAAGAAUAAAAAAGUUAUAGGUCUGAUGAAAGAUGAAAUCAAUGGAAAAAUAAUGUCAGAGUUUACUGGCUUAAGAGCAAAACUAUAUGCGUUUAAAAUUUAAUGAUAAUCAAGCUAAAAAAAGAGCAAAGGGUGUUAAGGGUUCAACUUUAAGGACUAUCACGUUUGAUGAUUUAAAAAAUUGUCUUUUCGAACAUAUCGAUGUAACAAAACAUCAAUACUUAAUAAGAAGCCGUAAACAUGAAGUUAAAACUAUUAAACACAUUAAGUUAGUACUAAGCUGGAAUGAUAAAAAGAGAAAAUUAAUGGAUGAUUCAACGGAUACUCCACCUUAGGGAUACCAAGAAUCAAAAACUACUAGUGAUGAUGAUGAUAAAAUCAUUAUUGAUUAGAAAAAAAAAUUACAAAUUAUAAAUUUAAUAUAAAUAA